CAUGAAGCAUCUUGUAUCAAUUUUUCUUUUUGGGACAAGAAUCUUUCCAUAUUUAUAGGUAAGUGAGAGUUGUACAAGAAUGGAAGGACAUAUUCAAAAUGGGCGUCGUCCAGCAAAAAUUUCAAAAUCCUCUGGGCAGACCAAAGCCCAGAAAACGGAUGAUUCAAUAAUGGGUGUAAGUUUUUGGUACUUGAAUAACCUCUCAUGUGUGAAUGUUAAUGCAAAUUAGACCAAUAACAGCAGCAUUGUUUCCAAGCGCAGCGUGGAACGUCUUUACUUCCCAGAUGAGCCCCAUUUUUUCCGUUAUUUCGUCAAGAAACCCCUGAGGCGAUCCCCUCUUAUCAAUCGUGGAUAUUGGCUACGCAUGAAAGCCAUAGAUCAUGUGGUGAAACAGUUCCUAGAGCAGAGAUCCGAGAAACAAAGGGUUGUCAUCAAUCUGGGAUGUGGAUAGUAGGUUUUGAAAACUCGACUAUACAAGCGGUUCACUGAUUACCCAAAGUGAUCCCCUUCCUUGGCAAUGUAUGAGUAGAUAUCCUACAGCUUCUCAAGAUGCGAAGUUCAUCGAUAUCGAUUAUAAAGACUUAAUGGUCAAGAAACAAACAGUUGUCCGAAACACAUCAGAGCUCAACUCCAUGCUCACUAACCUGAAUAUUACUCAAGACGGAGACAUAUUGCUUAGUAGCGAUCAGUACUUGCAACUAGGAUGUGAUUUACGAGAUCUCAAACGGCUGGAAGAAACUAUAUCGAAAGUUGUGGAUAUAGAGAAAUGUUCAUUCUUAUUUACAGCAGAGGUUUCCAUCACAUAUAUGCCUACCGAGUCGGCGGAUGCAUUGAUACAAUGGGCUAAUAAACUUCCAGACGGUAUAGUCUCAUUCUUUCUUGUUUUCAUGCAUGUAGAACUAAUACUUUCCAGCUCGUUUUUGUCUCCUAGAACAGCUACUUCCAGAGGGAAUAAGCCAUCCAUUUGCUCAAACUAUGAUGGCACACUUUGACAAACUUGGCACACCCUUGGGUGCAUGCAAAAAGUAUCCAACUGUCACUGCACAAGACACACGUUUUCGCUCUCUGGGGUGGCCAUCGGUAUUAGUACGCAAUCUAUGGGAGCUUUGGGGUGCUGAAGGGUUCUUAGACUCUAAAGAAAGAAUCGCUUUAGACAGUGUCGAGCCUUUCGACGAGUGGGAGGAGUUCGCUUUGUUCGGAUGUCACUACCUUUUACUCGUUGCUGAUAAUACUAGUACAAUGCAUCAUCAAGCGAUGCAGGAGGGCUGCGAACCAACGUUGAAUGGCUCCGGGGCUAAAGACACUAUAAGCACAUACUCCGAAUAUCCAAAAGCUCAAGGCCAACGCAGGUUUGCUGCCCCACUUUCCGUAAGGGCUGGGAAUAGAGGUCAAGAUGCUAUUGGUAACUUUUCCGGCAUGGGCCUUAAUACUCGAGUGAGUACGUGUGAUGUUUACUCCACUGAUGAUACUGGUUUCACUUCAUUCAAUUAUCAAGGUUCUCAUUCUUGGCCAUCGAGCCGUAUGUGCCACACUAUCACGGAAAUCGGCGAUGGUGCAUCUCUACUAAUUGGAGGUCGAACAUCGCCAGAUAAUGCCAUAGUUGACUGUUGGAUUUACCAUAAAUGGUUGAACAUUUGGGAGAGAGUUGAGGAUCUUCCACGGCCCAGAUAUCGCCAUUCGGCUGCCCAUUUAGGCAAUGGCUAUGUAAUGGUGAUUGGUGGCAAAAGUACCUCGAAGACUCUGGUUGAUGAUGCCGUGAUCUGGAGCCGACAGCGAGGAUGGGUGAAAUGCAGUAUCAACUCAAACCAAAGGCCCCCUGCUUUCUUUGGUUCUUCUCUUAUCGUCUAUCCUAAAACGUUUUCUCAUCCUCCAGUAUCAAGGUCUGGAAUUAUGGCUGGUGGCAUAACUGAAGACGGACUGGUUCAAGAAAAAGUCCGGGAAUGGGAUAUAUCUCAAUAUAGAGCUGAGGUAAAGUUUAGAACUAAGUCACACUGUUGCUCUUCUUGACUGACUGCUAUACAGCAACCUUCCAUAUCAUUUAAAAUUCUGGACAGUCCCAAUACAAAGGCUGAAAAUGGCGCAACUCUUGCUCGUUUUGGCGCACAAACGCUGGUUCACGAAGACAAUAUUGUCGUAUUAGGUGGUAUUGUGAAAGAUAUACUACUACCUUUCGCCAACGAGAUAUGUAGUAGUAAUAUUGAAAGCAUGUCGAAGACUGAACGUGGAGUCUGUUGUUCAAGUGUGUCAACCAGUCUCGAACCACGGCCACUUCUUAUUGGUACUUCUGCUGUCUCAAGCGGUGAUGAUAUCGUUAUCAUGGGUGGUUCAGCGGUGUGCUUUUCAUUUGGAACAUUUUGGAACAAAGGCUGUUAUUCAUUAACCGUGAAGCGUUCUGAUAUCUCGGAAGCUAGCAAUGGUGUAAUGUAUGAUUCUUUGCGUGGGCCAUGGAAGUUUAUGCGCACCAUUGAUGGAGCUCCUUCCCCUAAAACAAUAUCUACCAGUCUUCUCAGCGCAACUCCAGGAACUCAAAGCUUGGUCAAAGUACCACGGAUAAAGCUCAAGUCGUCUAUGGAAUUCGACAAAAUCCUUGAUGCAGGCAAACCUAUCAUCCUUGAAGGACUAGAUACUGGUGUUUGCGCCAAAGAAUGGACCUCUGACUACCUAAAAGAUAAAGUUGGUGCUGAUAGAGAAGUAGUGUUUUCCCAUUCUUACAACAAAUUAUCUCUAACUAUUUGUAGGUUAUUGUGCAUGAAGCAUCGACAGAGCAUAUGAACUUCAGUUCGAAAAACUUUACAUAUGUAACGAAGAAAUUUGGCGAUUUCCUAGAUGAGGUAGAGAAAGGAAGUAAGCUCUAUCUGCGAUCAUUAUCUGCAGAAAAGGCAUCGGAACUCCCUGCCGAUAUUAUGAAAGAUUACCCUUCGAUAUCCGCCGACUUUCAACUACCUCCAGAGUUGGCAUCCGUUACGCAUAACGCACAUAGCUCCCCAUUACGUAUUUCUGGACCUGUCAAUAUGUGGUUACAUUAUGAUGUAAGUUUAUCCUGUUACCUAAUCACGUUCAAGCCAAGUGCUGAUAAUAUUAGGUUAUGGCCAAUGUUCUCUGCCAAGUUAGAGGUUCUAAACGUCUUCUACUUUUCCCACCCUCCGAUGUCAAAUAUUUAGAUUUCGCCCCAGGUGCUUCAAGCUCAAGUAUCAAUGUUUUCGAGAACCUCAGUGAUCCCAAGCUCUCACAUACUCAUCCACACGAAGUCAUGCUUCAACCAGGUGACAUACUCUUCUUACCUUCACUCUGGCUACACACAGCCUCACCUACCUCUGGCAUAAGCGUAGCUGUCAAUGUAUUCUUCCGAAAUCUCCGCAAUGGAUACGCCGCGGGAAAAGAUGUAUAUGGCAAUCGAGAUUUACAAGCAUAUGAGAAAGGUAGACAAGACAUUGCGAAGGUGAUGAAGUCUUUCGAGAGCCUACCCACAGAUGUUCGAGAAUUCUAUUUGCAGAGGUUGGCAGAUGAGUUUAUGCAAAUUGCAACAUAAGCAUUGCUGUUGUAUGAGUUUCGGCUAGAUGACUGAUGAAGAGACGGAGUCAUGCCGUGGAGCUGAAGUCAAAGAUUUUGUGAUAUAUACCAAUUCAAGACACAGUGCUCUACUCCCUCCCAUGGACGAGUUGAUAUUGAUUGUUGAAUGUCCAA
Messenger RNA from Sclerotinia trifoliorum, 3684 nucleotides. NCBI's taxonomy places the organism in Eukaryota, Fungi, Ascomycota, Leotiomycetes, Helotiales, Sclerotiniaceae. The record is from the annotation of a GenBank genome assembly.